This is a messenger RNA of Peromyscus californicus insignis, 426 nucleotides long. RefSeq names its product small cysteine and glycine repeat-containing protein 2-like. NCBI's taxonomy places the organism in Eukaryota, Metazoa, Chordata, Mammalia, Rodentia, Cricetidae. Bases 1 to 426 code for a protein of 141 amino acids. The transcript has a single exon. The record is from RefSeq and is a predicted model, not a curated record.
AUGAGGAAAUGGAAAAAGAAACAGGCACCCCUCUCAGGAGCCGCUGGGUUGGUGGGAGGUUUGGGUCUGACUCUCAGCUUGUGCAGACACGACUCUGGAACUGGUAAGGCUGGCCGCCUGGCUUGUGCCCUGCAGUGCGGUCUGCAGUGUGCCCUGCAGUGUGCCCUGCAGUGUGGUCUGCUGUGUGGACUACAGUGUGGACUACAGUGUGGUCUGCAGUGUGCCCUGCAGUGUGCCCUGCAGUGUGGUCUGCAGUGUGCCCUGCAGUGUGGUCUGCUGUGUGGACUACAGUGUGGACUACAGUGUGGUCUGCAGUGUGCCCUGCAGUGUGCCCUGCAGUGUGGUCUGCAGUGUGCCCUGCAGUGUGGUCUGCUGUGUGCCCUGCAGUGUGCCCUGCAGUGUGGUCUACAGAUGCGGCAGGGAUGA